Messenger RNA from Daldinia caldariorum, 2588 nucleotides. RefSeq lists its product as uncharacterized. The transcript is spliced from 3 exons. The record is from RefSeq and is a predicted model, not a curated record. The coding region runs from base 240 to 2324 and encodes 694 amino acids. NCBI's taxonomy places the organism in Eukaryota, Fungi, Ascomycota, Sordariomycetes, Xylariales, Hypoxylaceae.
UGUAAAAAACACGUUAAUCUAAUCCCUAAACGCAAACACGUUAAGCUCUAACCCUCAUAAACAAACCCCCCAAAAUGCCCCAUUUUAACUUUUUAACAUUAACGAUUUAUUUUAACUUAAAACAAUUCUAUCAACUUUUAUAAAAAUUUGUUAAAAUUUCUAUGGGAUAAUCAUUGAUAACUUCAGUUUUAUUUUUAUCCGAAUGGUUUUUAUAGCGUAAACAAAUACUUUAAUUCAUAAUGUCUAGUCGUCGCCGUCCAACGAUACGUCAAACUGAGGCCUCUGAGCUUGCAGAGUCUGUAGAACCGGUCGCGAGACAGACUCAACGUGGCACUAGACGUCCCGAAGCACCUGUGGAGCCUGAGUCUCGGUUACAAGUGGAAACUUCCCGGCGCGGUCCUGGGCGUCUUCGCGGUGGAAGCCCUCAGAGCGCCGUGACGAACGAGGCCUUAACAAAUGACGCGAAUUUUGAGCUGGAAAAUCCAGACAUGUCUCUAGUGCCUGGGCGCGUCGUACCCCAGGACGACGCAAUAUUAGAGGUAGACGAGUCAUUGGAGAUGGACGCUGCUAGAAUUGAGGAUAUGCUCGACUUUGACAUACCCAAGUUGUCACGCCGGUCUGACUCCAUGUAUGAUGUCCUAUCAUCUAUAGAUGGCAACCAGCCAAGUGCGGAAGACCUUUCAAUGCUUAAAGCCACUAGAAGAGGAUAUAACCAAGCCCGUCUCCCUUUUGCCGAUGUCAGCAGCUUUCUAAUCAGACCUAUAAACAUCCCCGAGGACUUCGAUUUAGGAGUACGAGCCAAGGUACAAGUAGCAAUCUGCUCUGGAAACAUCAUAUCACUCCUCUCUUCCAUUAUAGACGUGAUGGUUGGCGAGAAGGAUCCGCUCACAAUUCUUGAGCAACUGGAUAAUUCAUUCCCGGUCUCAUUCGACCCAUAUUCUCAGAAGAACGGUGACACAGAGCAACUUCUGGAUCUAGCGUUUCGUAUUCGAUUUCGCCACGUAGUUGAACUACUGGCCGGUAAAUCUUCUGCUGACCCCCGCGAACUAGCUACCGGCGUGUUCUAUAUUCAGUCCUCAGACGCUUCCAACGCCUCCCAGGAGCUGACCGACCAAGGACAAUAUAAACCUUUGGCCGGGAUCGAUAUUAAUGGGAACCACCACAUUUUCGAGAGUUACCGAGCCCGCAUCGAGGAGAUUCUCUCAAUGCUUUUUUCCGACGACAGAUCCGAAGUGGAAUCGCGUCUGGAUCAAGACUGUCCAAAGGAAGAGCUCUUUAGGGAUCUCAGAUCAUGGGGCCUAGAUACGUAUAGACAACUUCAUGUGCCGGCGGAUCAAAAGAAGCCGCGUGCCGCCAAAACAGGCCAAGAAGAAGAUACGUACAAAGUAUCAGGACGUGGGGAAUCGGAGUCUCUUUUUGUCGAGAACAACGAAGAGGCCAGAGAGGAUUCAGAUCCAGAAUCAGAUACGGAUGCUACAGAAUACGAUCAACUGCCAACACAGGAAUCUAAUCAAAAUUUCAUCGAUAGUUAUGCCACCCUAGCCGCCGUGAGAAAAAGCGAGAACCAACACAUACUACGUUCGGUAUCGGCACGACCUUCUAAUGAAGACGCUGUAGAAGAGAACAGUGAAAUAUUGGACGUUGGGGACGCAAUCCGUCAUCUAGAUCCCAGUCGGGUAAUUGGACGUCCUAGAAAACGCCCGGCUCCUGGUGAAGAUGGCGAAGAUGGUGGAGAUGGUGGAGACGAUGAUGACUUUGAAGUGAACGUGCACCUUCUCGAUGAAUCUAGGCGACCUCGUAACGAAUAUACAGCUGUUCGAAGACCGCCUUUUAAACGCCUCCGAAUCUCAGAACCAUCCGAAGUUGCCCACUACGGGCAGGGCACCCGAGAACGGUCAGGGAGCGACAUAUCAGAGGAACUUAGUUUACAAGGACGGGACCUUCUCAGGCUAAGCCAGGAAGCCCAGCAUAUUCGACGUGGGACUUACGCGCCAAGGCCCCGGCAGAUUCGCGUACCUUGGUCCGCAUCUGAUACUUCCCAACUCUUAGAUCUGAUCGCUGAUCCGUCAAUCAAUUGUUCGUGGAGUACCAUAGCCAGGUUAGGUAAUUUCGAACAUCCAAGGAACCAGCAACAAGUACGUGACAAGGCUCGUAGUCUGAAAGUUUUGUAUCUGGAGUGUGACAAAGUUCUGCCACCGGGUUUUGAUAAGGUUGUUCUAGGGCAGAAGGAAAAAGCAGCGGUCAUCAAGUGUUAUAGGAACCCUGAUCGACGAGAAUACGACAUGGAUGAAGAGGGAAUUACGAAUAAUAUGUGGGUUGAUUGAGGCUAUGGGGCGACCUAUUAUAGUAUUAUUUCCUGGGAGUGCCCUUUUUAUUUUCCUUCUUUUGUUAUCCUCUCGCCAUUGUAUAGGUAUGUUUACGAAUAGAUACCCCGUUAGACUAGCUCUGGCUUGUACAAUUAGUAACAAGGAAUUUAUUAACCCUUCUACCUUUCUGCCCUUUCUGCCCUUCUGCCCUUUUAAUACUUCGCGAUAACUCCAGAAACCCCCCAGUUACCUCUUAGUCGAGCUCCACCAUCCUGUCUCAUG